AUGGCACCCGAAAUGGCUUCAAGGUCUGCUGCUCCGAAGAAGCGUAAGGUACCUCCACAUUCAUCGUCCAACGGCAGGAGUGAUUUUGGGAGAGGACGAGCUAUGAAGCGCAAUAAGACAAUGGACGCACGAUCAAUAAUGACACAAACGGCUGAUGCUGCUCUCAAAAAUGGAGAUCUGGACCUAAAGUCGUUUUUGAACGCGCGGGAAUAUGAGAUAAAGGCAUUGGAAGAUGGCAUGCAGAGAUCAAAGGGUGCCUUGUCCACUAGAGCAUUUCAACAAGUACCGCGGGACAUGAGAAGAAGAACAGCAAGCCAUAAUGUGAAGAAGGUACCAAGACGAUUACAAAAAAGGGGUGCAAGAGAGAUGAAAGAAGACAAUACACCUACUGUCAAUGCAAACAAGAGAAAACCAGGAAGUUCAAGAGGUCGCAUACGUGCAGAAACGGCCAAGAAGUUAGGAAUUUUGGCAGACAAGAAAAGAGCUACAAAGGGUACUACGACUGAUGCUGCAGGAAUCACAACUAGAGCUGCGAGACCAAAAAUACGGAAGAAUAUGUUAAACGAUCCUCCGAAACCGCCGUCGAAGUUUCGAAAGCGACAAAUUCAUAAAACAUGGUUACCUACUCAUUUAUGGCAUGCGAAGAGGGCGAAGAUGACAGAACCCAAGGAGCCACUUUGGAGGAUGGCUAUACCCCUCAAUUCAACCGAAAAAUCAUACAGACCAACACAUAGAGCAGGAGGAAGCAGAGGAGCUGUAGCUUGGGAUAUGAGUUACAUGAGUACUAUUGGCCUCAAGGGUUCAAUUGAGUCUCUCGGAAAGGUUCUUUUGGCCAUGGGAAUAUCGGAGAUGGAUGUAAAUGCAGCAAAGGGCUCAAAAUGGAGAGCGGGCAGAAGAAGCUGGAAUGGGUGGCUUAGCAGAGAAGUGAAAGAACAAAAAAUACAGAUUGGCCCCGCCGUCGCGUUAUGGGAUAUUCCCGAAGAAGUCUCAGAUAGCAAUGCUACCAAUGUAUCGAAGUCAAUGAGACAAGUCUUGAUCAGGAUUCAUCCUUCUGCUUUCCUCGAGACGUGGACUGAGCUCCUACGCCUGUCAAAGUUGCAGCAUCUAGCCAUCCAACUUGAGGACCUUCGUUUUGAGAUGGGAAGCAUCGAAAUAACUGGCCCUGGUUCAACGGAAGCUUUGCUUGGUAUACUUCAUCCAUACCACCAAUCUGAAGGUGAUCAAGAGCCACAUGCACAAACAUUUACUUCAUUGGCUGGUAUCACUAACCCUGCAUCUUUACCCGCUAAUUCUAUACUCUCAUUUUCUAUAAUGGAUCCCAGACUUCGCUAUCCACCUCGCAAGAUUGAGCUUCCAGAUCCUGCCGACGAGGAAGCUACGUUUGGUUUAAUGGAAAUGCUAUCUACUUGGCCAGCGGAUAAGUCACCUGCUUCAUCACCUCUCCUUGAUCGAGACCUACGAUACAAAGCCACUCGUCUUCCUUCACAGCAAGCCCUAAAUCGCCGCAAAACCUUGGCACCACGGGGCACUUUCCCUUCCAUCUCAGAACAUGAUCCAUCUAUACCGAUCAUGCUUCUCACAUCAAGGAUGUCCCAGUCCUCAACAGCACAAGGCAGCUGGACUCUUCUCGCUCCAUGGAAGUGUAUAUUACCAAUUUGGUAUGGCUUAAUGCAUUAUCCUCUGUCAUCUGGCGGUAACCCACGCUUUGGAGGUCUGCAAGAGUUAAGGCAAUCACAUUUUGAGCAUGGAGUUCCAUGGUUCCCAGCCGAUUACCCUGGAACCAAUGCUGGGUACGCUUGGGAGGUCGAGCAGAGGGAGAAAAGGAAACGAGAAUGGGAUAAGAGACCAAAAGGCAAGAGAGUCGAGUGGAAUUCUCUUGACCUUGGCGGUGGAAGGAAAGGUGAGCUUGGAUUGGGCUGGGCAUGUGACUUUGAGAAAGUGGCUGGGUUAUCUUCACCUGAUAGUGAACAGAGAAAUUCGAGUACAGCUGGCGAGCCGGAGAUUGCGAGUGAGCCCAAGGAUAAAAUCAUCGAAAAUCCCUUCAACCAACUCUCCAGCAAAACAUUCUCCUCUCUUCUUUCAUCUCCCACCGCGGACCUGCCAGCGCCAACUAGCCUUUUCACUAUCCGCCUCACACUCCUAACUCGCGGUGUCGCCACUCCCAGCGCUCGCAUCUACCGUCUUCCAGCCGAGCCAAUCACCAGCGAAGAUUCCAUAAAUUCUACUUCCACUUCCACCAUUCCCUGCACCCUCCGUCAACAAUGGCUUUCCCUUGUCCCCGCACCCAUCAAUCAGAAACCACCACCUAAUCCCAAAGCCAAGGAUCUGAGAAAUCUCGGCAAAAUCCCUUUUAAUACACCGCUUCCUCAACGCGUGCAUCUGCUUGCAAAAUCUUUGUUGCAGAACCCUCCCUUGCCGUAUCCGAAGGAUAGGAAUGAUAUGGAUAACCAUCCCAUUGUUCCUGAUGAGGAGGAUCUUAUUGGCUUUGUUACGACGGGUGAAUAUAAUUUGGCAGAGGGAAAGGGAGUGGCGGUAGGAACGGUUUUUGCAGCAGAGAUUAUUAAGAGGGUGAGGAGUAUGGGGGGGAACUUGAGGGAGGGAAGGUUGUGUGUAGUGAGGAAUUCGGGGGAGAUGGUGGGGAGAUUGGCGAGGUGGGAGGGGGUUUGA
Sclerotinia borealis F-4128 is the source of this 2667-nucleotide messenger RNA. The record is from the annotation of a GenBank genome assembly. Lineage: Eukaryota; Fungi; Ascomycota; Leotiomycetes; Helotiales; Sclerotiniaceae.